AUGUCCUCCUUCUAUCCCGAUGAGCUCACGCGGAUGUAUGUAUUCAGGCAACUGCUCCGCGACUACGGUAUUAUACUCGAUGUUGCUAUGGUUGGCUCGACAAAAUGUCCGACAGACGGACAUCUUUUGUCCCACAACGGAAAGUUUGUGCAGGUGAUAUCGGAGGUGAAGAGCGAGAUCGGAAGCGGCGGUGCCGAACCAUUCGCGGAGGCAAUGUUGUACUACCGCAAGUUUAUGGAAGACUCGAAGAUUGAGAUAGUGAGGCUUCGGUCUGUGAUUCCAUGCAUCCAUAUCAUUGUGUUCGGCGCCUGCAUUGGCUUUGCUGGCUCUGUUUUCAUUGAAAAGGUCCAAUGUGAUGUCCUGGCCCCUAUCAUUCCUCUGUUUUGUCAUAUAACAGACCUCCCUAUGCAAGCGAUGGCGGCUCGUACUUUCGGAGCUCUGAAAAUCGCCACCGAGAAACUCACAAAGCUGUACUCCCAACCAAUUCCGCGCCUCACAGCCGAAGAUGCAUCUCUAGGAUGUCCCUAUCCUCGGAGUUAUACCUAUUCAAGCGGUCAAAUUCAGGAAUUUUCGUAUGAUGAAACUCAGAGGCUCAGGGAUCGACUUAUCUUCUUCGGGGAAACGGUCGGCGAUGCGGCUGGGAGGAAGAUUUGUAUCAAGUUCGUCAGGUACUAUUCCCGUGAGGCCCACGACUUCUGUGCCAGCAAGGGACACGCUCCGGAACCUAUCGCCUACAAACCUUUAGCCGGCGGCUGGAAUAUGGUGAUUAUGGAUGCGCUUGAUAUUGAUGAUGGUUACUUUGCGCAACGGCCUGGCUCAUAUCGACCGCUGAAUGCGAUGGCUGUUUUGGACCGCCAGCCGCUGAAGGAGGCCAUCACGUCUCUUAUCGAGGAGUUACACACUGGCGGCUACGUUCAUGGCGACCUUCGGGAUAAGAAUUUCGUUGUGAGAGACAAUAAAGACUUCAUGCUGCUCGAUUUCGAUUGGGCUGGACCGAUCGAAAAGGCCCGUUAUCCUAUGCAUGUUAAUCGGACGGAUAUUCGACGUCCUGAUGGUGCGUGGGAUGGGGAGAAGAUUGUGGCGAAGCAUGACUUGGAUAUGCUGAAGUAUCUAUUUCAUACUGAGGAAGAUGGUCGGGAGAAGGCUGCAAAGCGCCCCCGUAUUUCUACUGGUGAGGAGUUGACAAUAGGCAUGACAUGAUUG
This is a messenger RNA of Suillus paluster, 1203 nucleotides long. RefSeq lists its product as uncharacterized. The record is from RefSeq and is a predicted model, not a curated record. Bases 1 to 1200 code for a protein of 399 amino acids. NCBI's taxonomy places the organism in Eukaryota, Fungi, Basidiomycota, Agaricomycetes, Boletales, Suillaceae. The transcript has 2 exons.